AUGAACGACUCCGAAAAGGCGCCCGGUUAUAUGGCUCAAUUGCUUGAUGAACUUGGAUGGAACCAAGGAACUAGAAUUCCUUUGGCGGAUCCUAAUAAUAGUAACUUAGAAACACUAUUAUUAGAUAGGCAAAAUGAAAUACAGAAACUUAAAGAACAGCUUACUCUACAACUUCAAAAGCGAAAUGAUCUAAAUAAAUAUAAAGAACAUGUUCAUACGGAGUACCAAGAAAAUACCCGUCUUCUGUUUGCUCAGAAGCAACAAUUAGAGCAAGAAGUUAAACUGAAGCAAUUGUCAAAAAAUGAAGCUGAUAGACUUGACAGAGAUGUUGUUGACUCUAACAAACAGAGUACUUCCACAGCAAACAGGAUUGACAGGCUGCAAACCAGUAUUGCAAAGCUGUUGAAAAAAGCGGACACUUUAAAAAGCGAUGUGUGUGGCGAACGAGGCGCGUUGCAAGAAUGGAGAGCUGCAUUGGAAAGAAAUGCUGGUGAUAUCGCCGCUAUUGAACAAUUUACCAAGCAGGACUUAUCUAAGGCCAAAGCUCUGGAGACGAAGAGAAUGAAACUGAAACAAGAGCACGAUCGCAUACGCGACCGACUUAAUCAGCUGGUGUCGAACCUGAGCGCCGAGGAACGAGCCUGCGAGAGGAUCUCCGCACAGGUGAUGGAAGGUAUGGAGGAAAGGAAGCAGAUGAUGGCUAUGUGGACAGGUGCCGUUGAGAAUCUGCGACAACGCGAUACGGACAUCAGGCAUAUAAGAGAGGACUAUGCCGUGCUGGAGGCGGAGGCGAACGCUCUGGCGGAGCAGUGUCGCGAGCAGCAGUCGUUCUGCGACCAGCAGGCCGCCAACAACGCUGAAGCGACGAGGGACAAUCUGAAUCUGUCGCAGCGGCUCAGCUCGACGCGCCUGCGCCUACAGCAGACCGGCGAGGAGAACGUCGCUUUGGACAGCGAGGCGAAGAGCAUGCAGAGAGAAUUGAGUAACAUGCGCAACACGCUGGAGAAGCUGCGAAUGGAGAACCGGGAGAUAUUCGAUGAGCAACACCGCAGGGAUGUUGAGCUGAAGAACCUCGUUGAGAAGAUCAGGGAACUCAAAGAAAAACUGCUAGAGUCCACUGACAAAAGUAAAAGUUCCGAAAAGAGAGCGAAGGAGCUGGAGGACAUGCUAAAUGAUGAGGAACGCUACGCCAGCCAGGUGACCCAGAGCCAGCAGCGUGUGAUGCACUGCUCAUUCGUUGAGAACCAGAAGCUUUUGGAGCUCAAAAACGAGGAGAAGCUGUUUAAUAUGCAACUGAAAGCAUCAAAAGCGGUGAUGAGUAAAUUGGACACAAAACAGCGAAACAUAGAGCGCAAUCUGCAAUCGCUGAAAGAGUCACUUUACGCUGUUUGUUACCAAGUGGAGACCAUUGGGUCGCGCGUUUGCCACAUGGAGGGGGCACAGGCCGAGCGCGAGUGUUCUGCGGAACUCGCCGAGCGCGAGAACAGACUGAAGGAGGUGUGCGCGCGGCAUGCCGCCCGCGCCGCCCUCCUGGAGCGGCACGCGGCGCGCCUGAGCGACGACAUGCGUCGCCUCACGAGGGACCUCGAAGCGAGGAGCGCCAACUACACCCGCCUGCGGAGCCGGCUGAAGAGCGCGAUGCUGGAGGUGACGGGCGGCGAGAAAGAGACAGCAGAGGCGCGCGAUGCGUGGCGGCGGCUGCGCGUGGAGGAGGCGCUGCUGAGGCUGCGCGUGGCGCACGCGUCCCGCGCACUCGCCGGCCUCGACCGCGUCGCCUACACGCUCGACGAGCGCCGCCUGCAGCUCGACGCGGCCAUGCAAGAGAGGCUCGUGGAGAUUGGCGCCCGGCGGGACAUGUUCAGCGUGCAGAGGCGCGCUCUACUAGAGGAGUGCGGGAAGCUCCGCGGGGAUAUACGCGAGAGGAGCCAGCGCGUCGAGCAGCUCGUCAAGAGGCACGAUAUUUUCAUUGCGUCACUGGGAAAGGACGAUUCUGGCGAGCAGCUCAGUGUCACGUUUUUCAAGAUAAAGUUCGCGGCCGAGCGCGCCGAGCUGCGCGAGCGCGGCGCUCAGCUCGACGCCGAGAUCGGGCGGCGCGAGCGCGACGUGUCCGCGUUGGAGGCCACGCUGCGCGUGGUGCACGCCGCGCACGCGCACUUCGUGAGGCGGGCGGCGCCGCCGGGCGAUGACGCCCCCGAAGUGGCCGAGAUCAACGAGCUGACGCAGCAGUACUACGAGAGGCGCGACGAGCUGAAGUCUCUGCACGCCAAGAUGGCGGCCCUAGAGGGCGCGGUAAACGACGCGCGCUCCCAACUCACCGCCCUCGAGGACAAACACAAGCAACUGUCGGCAAGAGAGGCCGAGGCGGAAUCGGAGCUGGAAAGCUUAAAGGAACACGCCCAACGUCAGGAGAACAUGUUGCACAAUGCACAUGACGUCAUCAAAUCAAAUCUCAAACGCGCCAAGAAGCUCUUCGACGACGCCGAGGAAUGGCGCUUGUUUAAGAUGUCGAUGUCCGCGCGCGACUACGCCGAGGCGGCGCAGAGCGCGCUGGCCGCGAUGCAGGAGGCGUGCGGGGGUGGGGCCGCGGGGGCGGGGGCGGGACCAGCGGGCGGGGCUUUGGCGGCGCUGCUUAGGGCCUCGGACCCCCGCCGCCACGUGCCGCGUCACCAGCGACGACUGCUGGCGCUGCUCGACAAGAUUAUGUCCAACGUAACCAGUGAUUCCCAGGAGUCACCCGCAGAGAUCGAUGAAUCUGUGUUCUCGUCGACCCCCGCGACCUCUAGGAGCGGUGUGAGUAUGGCGAGCGGCUACACGAAACGGCUGACGGCCUUCCGUAAGAGUCUGGCGCCCAAAAUUCAGGAGCCUGGGUUGGUUCAAGAAAUUCCGGAACAAGCACGUCGGUCGACGGUAUCGUUGCGGGUAGUCGCAGUGGGGUUAAAUGAACCCUCGCCUCCUGAGGGUGUUGCUGUAUGCGCGAUAUUGCCUCGCAAGACGCACCGA
Molecule: messenger RNA, 3000 nt
Organism: Iphiclides podalirius (scarce swallowtail)
Lineage: Eukaryota; Metazoa; Arthropoda; Insecta; Lepidoptera; Papilionidae
Source: the annotation of a GenBank genome assembly